Molecule: messenger RNA, 1893 nt
Organism: Truncatella angustata
Lineage: Eukaryota; Fungi; Ascomycota; Sordariomycetes; Amphisphaeriales; Sporocadaceae
Exons: 2
Coding region: 1-1893 (630 amino acids)
Molecular function (GO): protein binding
Source: RefSeq, a predicted model, not a curated record
AUGGCGACCGAGACCGGGAGUCGUGCGCACACGGAAGAGUCCACCACAGCUGCUCACCCUCCACCACCAUCUCCACCCACAUCUCCGCCUGCUCAAUCUACGAGCAAGAGGAAGCAACCAGUGGAUGGAAAGUCGUAUUACCCGUAUCUCUUUAAUAAGGACAAGACACCAUCCGCACUGCUCAAUGCGCUACUGCGCGCAAUUGGAAAGCAUAUUGAAACCGAGAUAGGCGACAAGAACCACCGACUUCUCGACAGAUCUAAGCUCGCCGCCUUCUACAAGGCGGUCGGAGGCGACUACGAUUCGCUUUUUGUCAACGCGCCCGACAAGUCGAUAUCUUACAUAUGGCAGGCACUUGGGGUUCAACACACGCUGCAGCCGACCGCCGAUGACUUCGCCGAGCCUUCGAUACCUGCUCUGACCUUGAGGGGCUUUGUACGAUGGCAAUCACUGCAGAUUCUGCUUGGGCCCGAGGAGCAUGUGCCAUUCAUGCAGUUUGCGGUACGCAACUGGGCCCUGAAGCACCCUGACACAGGAGAGCCUUUCCCCGUCGAUCUACCGAGCACAGCUUUCCCUGCAGUCUGCGAUCCGCAGAUUGACCAGUGGCACAAGGACUGCGCAAAGAGGCUGCGCGGCGACGCCACGCCUGCAUCCAUGCCCGCCGCUGAGAGGCAUGCGUACGCGCCAGGGCCAGCACCGGCUACUGCGACUGCUUCUGAUUCUCGCGGCCAUGUGCACUUCACUCAUGUACACCCUGGCGGCGCUGCUCGCCGUGGACCGGAGAUGGACUAUUUUGAGCGACAACGGCCACAAGUGCCAUACAUCCACGUACCCAGUCGAGCAAAUCCACCCCAUAAUCAAUCGGCACAUAAACGUAGGGUGGACAGCAGCAGCAGUAGUUCCUUAGACGAGCGUGCUCGCAGGCGACGGAGCUUCUCGGACUAUCCCUCUCCUCAGCAUGAAAAGAUCCGCCUAGCAACCCACCUGGACCCCCGUCGACCGGAACCUAUUCGACGGCACAGUAGCCAGCCUAAGCACCACAACUCAUCACCCUCAUCCGAGUCGGAGUCGGACGAUGCGCCGCCAAGCCCAAGAAGUAGAGUUCACAGGACCAGUCGGCCCCCGAUGGCAUCGGUUCGUGUGUUUCCUCCUGCGGAAUCGCCCAUAUCACCACCUGCACCGCAAGGACCCGCACGUCAGUCCCACCGAACAGAAAUGCGGCAGGACGACUCCCGUAGGCGGAGCUUGCCUUCCGGCCACUUUGGCAUACGCCAGAAAGUCAUGUCAUUCUUGCCAGGCUCCAUUGAUCGACAUCGAAGUACCUCGCGUAGCGACCGUGACAAUGAUAGCCGGCCAAACAGUGCACGGCUGCGUGUUGAGACCCCCUCAUCUCGACUGAAUCGUCGAUACUCAGAUGAGGCAUACUUGUCCGAUGAGUCAGACUCCGACGUGUCCCCGAAACACCGCAGUAAUCGCGAACAUGAGCGGGAAAGAGAAAGAGAAAGGGAGAGGGAAAGGGAGAGGGAAAAGGAGAGGAUCCGUGAGCGCGAGAAGCGAGAACGGGAGAUGGAAGAGGAUCGCGAGAGGCGCUCUAGGAAAGACCACGCACAUCUCAGGCCCAGCGUGAACAGGCGUACUAGCAGCGCGGCAGAUAUCGAGAGGAGAACACGUGAAUGGGAUGUGCGAGAUCGAUACCGCGACCGAGAUCGCGAGCGCGAAAAAGAUCAGGGAAGAGACCCGCGCGACCCGCGAGGGAAUUUGACCGGCGACGAGAGACAGCGGCGCAGCUGGCGUGAAAGGGAAAGGGGACGCGAAAGAGACAGCGGCGGAAGCCCUACUGUUGUUGGUGUAGGUGGUCGAAAAUAUCCCAGUGACAAGCCCGCGUGGGUUUGA